AUCCUUUCCAGAAGUAUGUGGGCCUGGAUACGUCAGCCUUCAGGUGUUUGCUCCUCAGUCCCCAGCCUGCCCGGCCUGCGACGGGAGCCAGCUGCCAACGCCACCCCACAGAGGUUCCCUCGCUCAUCCCUGCACCCGCCCCGCUCCAGGCCCGGGGCCGGGCUGGCCUGCCGCUCCUGCGUCGUUGGCUUCAGCAGCCUGAGCAGCUGUGAGGUGACUCCAGCGGGCGGCCCCCGGCCUGGGACCUCGGAAUGGGGCGGCUGCGAAGCCCCCAGGCCGGGCUUCAGCUCUCGCAGCCUCACUGGCUGCUGGUCAGCUGGCACCAUCCCCAAGGUGACAGUAAACCCCAGCCUGCUGGUGCCCCUGGACUUCAAGGUGGACCCGGCCAUCCAGCAGCAGAAGAACCAAGAAAAGGAGGAGAUGAAGGUUCUCAAUGAUAAAUUUGCCUCCCUGAUUGGCAAGGUGCAGGCCCUGGAGCAGCGAAACCAGCUGCUGGAGACGCGCUGGAGCUUCCUGCAGAGCCAGGGCUCCACUGCCUUUGACCUUGGGCACCUCUACCAGAAGUACGAGGGCCGGCUGCAGGAGGAGCUGCGCACAGUGAGCCAGGAGCGGGGGCAGCUGGAGGCCAACCUGCUGCAGAUGCUGGAGAAGGUCGAGGAGUCUCGGAUCAGGUACGAAGACGAGAUCUCCAAGCGCACAGACAUGGAGUUCACCUUCGUCCAGCUGAAGAAGGACCUGGACACAGAGUGUCUUCGACGGACCGAACUGGAGACCAAGUUGAAAAGCCUGCAGAGCUUCGUGGAUCUGAUGAAAACCGUCUAUGAGCAGGAGCUGAAGGACCUGACAGCCCAAGUGAAGGACCUGUCAGUGACCGUGGGCAUGGACAGACGCUGCCACAUCGACCUGAGCGGCAUCGUGGAGGAGGUGAAGGCCCAGUACGACGCCAUUGCGGCUCGCAGCCAGGAGGAGGCUGAGGCGUACUCCCGGAGGCAGCUGGAGGAGCGGGCCGCCUGCUCAGCCGAGUUUGGGAACAGCCUCCAGAGCAGCCGCAGCGAGAUUGCUGACCUCAAUGUGCGCAUCCAGAAGCUCCGAUCCCAGAUCCUCUCCGUCAAGAGCCACUGCCUGAAACUGGAGGAGAACAUCAAGGAGGCCGAGGAGCAGGGUGAGCUGGCCUUCCAGGAUGCCAAGGCCAAGCUGGCCCAGCUGGAGGAGGCCCUGCAGCAGGCCAAGAAGGACAUGGCGCGGCAGCUACGAGAGUACCAGGAGCUCAUGAACACGAAGCUGGCCCUGGACAUUGAGAUCGCCACCUACCGCAAGCUGGUGGAGGGCGAGGAGAGCAGGAUGGACUUGGCUCCGGCCGCUGUGGUCAGCACUGUGCAAUCCAGACCCAGGACUGCUGCCUCCAAGUCCCACCUGGCCAGAGCCCCCUUCCGGAAGAAGAAGAACAGCAGAGGCCCCGUGAUCAAAAUCACCGAGAUGUCAGAGAAGUUCCUCCUGCAGGAGUCAGAGGCCUCCGAGUGAGGCAGCUGGACACCAGGAGCCCCAAGUCACCCUGCAGCAGGAGAGACUGGAGCCAGACUCAAGAAAGCUCUUCAGAGCCUCUAGGUUGCAAGGGGAGGCAAACCUGAUUCUGAACUGAGAAGAGCUCAAACAAUGAGUGUUGGGACUGUCCACCAGCUUUUCAAAGUCACUCCACUCGGCAUCAGCAUCUCACAACCCACUCUUCCAACCUCUGGCCAGCGGCUUCCUGACGGGGUAAACGGGAAGUGGGAUCAGUUUUAUCUCCACCUCCUCACUCCUCUGAGACUCCUCCCCAACAGAGGGCUCUGAGCAGGUCCUUUGACCCUUUUGCCCAACCCUUGCCCUAAACUCACAUCUCAAGCCUCGCCUCGCCUCGCCUCGCCUCGCCUCAAACUCUGUGCAAGGCCGGUGCCCUCAUUCACCCAGACCCAGCCAUGGACCAGGGACAGUGAGGAUUGCUUAUCCCCCUCCCAGUAUCCAGAGUUUGGGGGGGGCUGGGUGCCCUGGCUUUCCUGCACCACCUGGGCUCCCCAGAGAUCUGACAGUAUUAGGGAGUGAGGGAAGGAGGCUCCCUGGGCGUUUGGGACCUGAGCCUGGACCUCUGAGAUCAGCCCAGACACCUGUGCCCUCCCUCCUCCUGCGGGAUCCUCCCAGCAGGUCACACAGAAAAGGACAGGCUGCCCAAGCAGCUCCCGGCACCUUCUCCAGAAGCUAUUCUUGCCAUGAUGAACUCCCUGGUGGGGGAGGCUGGACGGCAGCCUGGGCCCAGGCGGCAGAAUCUGAUCCUCCCUUCCCCUCCCAGCAUCCUGGGGUUCGCCACCCUGCCUGGGACCUCAGCUCUCCACCCCUCCCCUGCCUCCCCAUCCCGCAUAGGUGUUUCCCAGCCUGAAACCUGGCUUUGGUGUACCAGCUCCUAGCCCCACCCCUGCCAUGAAACCCUAGGUCCAUUUCCCAUGGAUCCCUUCUCAGCGUCUCUGUUCUCCCCAUCAAGCCAAACAGCCUGGCCCUGCCCUCCUCUGCACUCAUUGAGGAGCCCAGGGGCACCCCAUCCCUGUGGGGUCAGAGCUCCUCCUUUUCUUCCCCCUCUGCCCUCCGCCCUCCAUGUCCAUUCCCCUGGCUCCGGCGGGGCCAUGAUGAAGGCACAGUCCAGGAAGGUCUGGGACCCUCUGAGCUCCUGUGGUCAGUCAGUCGGGCUGGGGAGCCCCAGUGACAACCAAAGAGAAAUUCUGCGUCCAACAAGAUGUGGGGCCCCUCUUCCUUCCUCUUGGCUUUUAUCUUUGUAGAUUGCAGGGGAUCUUGGCAGCUUUAGCCUCCCCUCCUCUCUCUCUCCCUCCCUUCUCCCUACCUGCCCUUGCCUCCCCUCCUCUUCUAGCCCCGCUCUUUGAUUCAUUCAUCUCCUUUUCCAGGAGGCCUUGGCUCCUCUGAGGGCUCAGGUCUUCCAGGCCUGUCGGGGGCGCUGAAGGGCUACUGACUCAGGCUGGAGGGAACUCGGACACACCCAUCCUGAGAUCCCAAUGGGUGCUGAUUGCUGCUUUUUCUCCGCCUAUUUAUUGGUUUCCAAGGGAGCAAAUCCUCAGUAGGGAUACAAGAUACAUAAAAUAUAUAUAUAUUAUUUUUUCAUAACUUAUGUGGCUGUUAACUUAUUGCUUCCCUUCCUUUUCUGCAUAAUCAGUGCUAUAUACCAUUUGAAUAGAUAACAUAUCCUAGCCACCCCACCCGACUGGCUGGCCACCUGGGGGCAACGUCCCCUUCUCCCUGCCAAGGGAUGAAUAAAGUACUGAGAUUUGUUCACGGCUAAA
Messenger RNA from Myotis brandtii (Brandt's bat), 3320 nucleotides. It is a transcript of the gene KRT80, whose product is annotated as keratin 80, type II. Gene Ontology annotation, cellular component: keratin filament. The transcript is spliced from 10 exons. Gene Ontology annotation, biological process: keratinization; intermediate filament organization. Gene Ontology annotation, molecular function: structural constituent of skin epidermis. The record is from RefSeq and is a predicted model, not a curated record. Bases 16 to 1521 code for a protein of 501 amino acids. Lineage: Eukaryota; Metazoa; Chordata; Mammalia; Chiroptera; Vespertilionidae.